This is a messenger RNA of Cyclopterus lumpus (lumpfish), 2322 nucleotides long. RefSeq names its product WRN helicase interacting protein 1 (gene wrnip1). Gene Ontology annotation, molecular function: ATP binding; DNA binding; ATP hydrolysis activity. Gene Ontology annotation, cellular component: nucleus. The transcript is spliced from 7 exons. Bases 17 to 1834 code for a protein of 605 amino acids. Lineage: Eukaryota; Metazoa; Chordata; Actinopteri; Perciformes; Cyclopteridae. Gene Ontology annotation, biological process: DNA repair; DNA-templated DNA replication; regulation of DNA repair. The record is from RefSeq and is a predicted model, not a curated record.
UCGCGGGAAAAACAACAUGGCGAACGAGAUGGCCUCCGCGCCGGACGCGGUGCAAUGUCCCGUGUGUUUAAAAGACUUCACGCCUGCCACAAUUAACGGACACCUGGACGCGUGUCUGCUGAAAAGCGUCACCGACAGUGGUCCGUCGACAACCGACGAAAGCGAACGUCCAUUUAAGAAAUCUCGCAUUAGCGCGGAGGCCGAACCACCAACCGCCGACUCUUCCUCCUCCUCCGCGGCUGGUGCGCCGUCAUCUUCGGUGUUUUCUCUGUUUCAGACCAACAAAAGUAAAGUUUCAGGUCCAGGUGAACGGAACGGUUUAUUUUCCAGUAGGCAACCAGUCGCCAUUGCUGUCAACAAGGGGGUUAAACGUAAUUUACCGGGCGAGGGAGAACCAGAACCAGAACCAAGCGCGGAAAGCACGCAGGACCUCAAGAGCCAAGUCAAGUCCGGAUUUAACGGGCAGACCCUGAAGGCAUCACGUGAUUUAUCGCCAGGGACGCUGAUGACGUCGUGCAAGCCUCUGGCGGAGAUGCUGAGACCAAACACGCUGGAGGAAUACUUUGGUCAAAAUAAAGUUGUGGGUCAGCAAACGAUCCUCCGGUCUCUGCUGGACUCCCAAGAAAUACCGUCUCUGAUCCUCUGGGGCCCCCCGGGGUGCGGAAAGACCACGCUGGCUCACAUCAUCGCCAGCACCAGUAAAAAGAAAGGGACGGCUCGGUUCGUCUCUCUGUCGGCCACCAGCGCGUCCACCAGUGACGUCCGAGAGGUGAUCAAGCAGGCGCAGAACGAGCUGCGGCUUUGCAAGAGGAAGACCAUCAUGUUCAUCGAUGAAAUUCACCGCUUCAACAAAUCCCAACAGGACACCUUCCUUCCUCACGUGGAAUGCGGGACGGUGACUCUGAUCGGGGCAACCACAGAAAAUCCGUCCUUCCAGGUGACCGCUGCCCUGCUGAGCAGGUGCAGGGUGCUGGUUCUGGAGAAGCUCUCUGUGGAGGCGAUGGGCUCGAUCCUGGACAGGGCCGUGGCCAGACUGGGGAUCGGGGUCCUGGAACAAGAUCCAGCAAAUCCUGAGCGGCAAGACCAAUCGGAUGGACACGGGCCAAAGAUGUUAAUAGAACAAAAGGCUCUGGACACCAUCGCUUACUUCUGUGAUGGCGAUGCGAGAGCAGGACUCAAUAGUCUGCAGCUGGCUAUUCAGGUCCAGUCGAACUCGGCCCGGCCCGGCCAAUCAGGGCGCGCCGGUUCUCAGGAAAUACUGGUGAAGGAGGAGCACGUGAAGGAAGGUCUUCAGAGGUCCCAUAUUCUCUACGAUAAAGCUGGCGAGGAGCACUACAACUGCAUCUCGGCGUUGCACAAGUCCAUGAGGGGCUCCGAUGAGAACGCGUCUCUCUACUGGCUGGGCCGCAUGCUGGAGGGCGGCGAGGAACCCCUCUACGUGGCUCGCAGGCUGGUCCGCUUCGCCAGCGAGGACGUGGGAAUGGCGGACCCCGCCGCUCUUCCUCAGGCCGUGUCGGCCUACCAAGCCUGCCACUUCAUCGGGAUGCCCGAGUGCGAGGUGAUUCUGGCUCAGUGUGCCGUCUAUCUGGCACGAGCGCCGAAGUCCGUGGGCAUCUACAAGGCCUACGCCAACGUGAAAGCCUGUUUGAGGAACCACAGGGGCCCCCUGCCUCCCGUCCCGCUGCACCUUCGCAACGCCUCCACCGGGCUGAUGAAACAGCUGGGCUACGCCAAAGGCUACAAAUACAACCCGGCCUUCAGCGGCGCCGUCGAGCAGCAGUACUUACCUGAGGAGCUGCAGGGAACCGACUUCUUCACCUGGACGCCGACGUGAGGCGAAGAAAAACAAAGCUGCCCACUGAAAACACAUCUUUUUUUUCCUUUCUCAACUAAUCCAUAUUCAAAUGUAUGGGUUAGGAUUUUGAGAGCUUUUUAUUUGCAAAGGUAAAAAGAAGAAUUUGCCAUCAGUCAACCGGCAUGUUGUACUUAAAUUUUCUCUUAAAAUUGGACUUUUGUUGUUGUUGUUGUUGUUUUUGAAUACAUUUAUAUAAAAGGAUAUAGUUCACAUUUACAGUUUACUUCUAAAUUGUGUUUAUAAUAAAUACCAUAAUCUGUUAAAUAUACGCAGUCUUUGUAUUUCCAUAACGCAUAAUCAAAUAUUUACUAUGUUAACUACGUAUAUAUGUUGGUUUAUCUUUAUCCUGUCCUUGCAAUGUUGUCAAACACUGAUUUAAAAUAUAUAUAUAUUUUCUUAACGUAAUGAAUGCUAUAUUUAUUUGAAUAAUCUGUAAAUACUUGUGAUGAAAUACAAGACAAAUACAA